UUUUUAAAAAUUUCGCUGUUUUGUCGAAUUUAUCGAUUAAUUAUUUUACAUCACCCUGUAUUUUACUCCUUCGUUUAAUUUCUCUCUUCUUUUGUUUGCAUAAGAUUAUUGUUAGUAUUAAAAAGGAGACGAAAAGAUUUGGAAGUGGUCUGAUGGGUGAAUUCACAAUCGGCAUCGUAAAUUUUGCGUCUUUUUUCUCUUCUAAUCGUUUUAAUAGUAUGUAUGGUAGUGGUCCACCUCGACGAUCGGCCCGUUUUUCUCUUUUUUUUUUUUAUUUCGUUUUCAUUAUUCUUUUAAUUGCCGAACGUUUGUGGCGUGGUGGUGGUGGGUGUGUUGUUGAGAGGUCGCCCAGGACUUCUCAGUUUGGGCAAAGAGUCAAGGUGAUGUAUCGAAUUUCUCUCUCUCUGGUUUUGUUCGGAGGACAACAAAGGAUUUCUCUCCUGUUUAGUAUUUAGUUGUUGUUGAACUUCAAAAUGCAUAGCAGAUGUGCUCCUCGUUUGAAUACAAAAAAAUUGCGAAAAAGUUUCAUACCGAAACACAUUGUACAGUAGAAAUCGUUGAACUUUUUUUUUUCGAGUUUGUACAGUCUUAAACGAAAGUUUUUGGUCACAAUUUUUCUUUUUUCAGUCGAUUAUUCUGAAUGAGAUAUUUAUAACAGCAGUGUGCAUUUAUUGUUACAAGUGAUAGUGAUUUGUUAUUAUAGAAAAAAAAACAAUUAAAGUGUAAAUAUGGCGACCAUGUGUUUUGGUCCUCCACCGUUACCACCGAACAAAAAGUCGCUUUAUAGUAAGCGCAACCGAAAACACAGUCAGCCGUUUCUGUCGUCAACGUACCAUAGUUUCCGCGAUCCUAUCGAAGAAAACGAAAUAAUCGCGAUCACCCUGGACGACCCUCCUGAGACGCCGCUGUUUCUUCGCGCGAACGGUUCUAUUAGAAAUAAUAAAAAACUCGCCCAUUCUAACUCGUUGUGCAGACGUCACCAGCCCAAAAUUUCGCUUGUGCGCAGUAGUUCCGAUGGCCACUUGGACAAGAGGGGUAGAACAUCUUCAUUUGAUGAAACGUCGUCCUCGUCUUCGCCCAUGACGAUCAAUAAAUACAUUAAAAUCCUAAGUGGAAGCUGGAAAAAUCUGCUUAACUUAGGCGGCAUGUCUCGGCCUCCAAAGCCGGCGGCAACCGCAAAGAAAGUCGCUCCUCCAGCCGUACCCCAUGAGUUCCGACACUCGGGGAGUUCCUUCGGGUCAGCGGGAUACUCCUCGUCAGAAGAUGCCGUCUUCUUGGUUCCCACAGACCCACCAGGUGUGCCUAGAGAUGAUCACUCGGACUAUGGUAGUACCGUUAGCAGUGGCACGGGUAAAUCCCCGGGACCAGUCUACCCGGCUCCUAGCUUUACAUUCCCGGGCCAGCCACCGCCGCCCGGCAAUCUCAUCACCCAUCAGAAAGCUGUCUACUACCACCAUCAACUUAGUCUUCAAGAGGACCAGGGUAUCGACAUGACGCAAUCACCAGGUAGGGAUAGUCCGGGAUCGUCCAGUGGUAGCGCGGGUUCCGGUUCGAGACAUAGUACUGCUUCGUUGGACAGCGGUAGGGCUUCGUACCAUCCAUUGAGUAACGCUGGCAGGAGUACCAUUGGGUCGUCGAGCAGCCCGCGAUGUUCGUUGAGUUCCUGCUCGCUGGGUUCCGAACAGGGACGCGUCGAAAGGAUGAUCCUUCAAGGCCUGCCCGACCAAGAAAUCAUACACGCGUGGCUGUUGGAUCUUCAGUACGAAGAAUACUUUCCCCUAUUCAUAGCAGCUGGGUACGACCUUCCAACAAUUGGCAGGAUGACGCCGGAAGACCUUACGGCGAUCGGAAUCACCAAACCUAAUCAUCGGAAGAAGCUCAAGACCGAAAUAACGCAACUGAAUCUUCCCGACAACCUCCCAGAUUACAUACCGGGUUCUUUGGAAGAAUGGUUGCGAUUGUUACGAUUAGAAGAAUACUUGCCGUGUCUUCUGGAUCAGGGAUACAAUUCCGUGGACGACGUCACCCAGCUGACGUGGGAAGACCUCGAGGACAUUGGCAUUGUCAAGUUGGGUCACCAGAAGAAGAUCAUGCUGGCCAUCAAAAGGGUCAAGGACAUAAGAUCGGGGAAAAGGUUUAAUUCGAUGGACAACAGUCGAGUGCAACAGGAUGUGGUGGUGCACGCACCCUUGGGCCCGCCCUCACCUGGCGUCCCCGCAGUCCACACCACGUUCCACUCUUUCCAUCAGCCCUGGGAGAUCGACCAGACCCGACAACUCUACUCUGGCACACACUACUUGCAACCAAUGUAUUGCACUGACAUUGUUCCCAUAAAGAUAAGAACAGGCCGAGGUAAGUCUUUGGAGUCUCUGGAAGAUCCCAACGAAAGAACGCAUCAUACGUUCAGUCCUGACAACACGCAGGUGUUCUAUUACCAGCAAUUUUCCGGAUGGCGACCACGAUCCUAUGACGAUGGAGAUAUAACACCUACGAACGAAACGUCGUUACUGUAUGAAGGUGGGGGUACUCUGCCUCGUCCUCGGGGUGUCAUACGUCCCAGGCCAAUCGCUAAAAUAACAGCUAAAGCAAGAGAAUCGUUUCCCGACUUCGAAAAACCUCAAUUCAACCCCGAAAAAUACACUACUCCUCAAUACAAGACUCUAGCACGGGAUUUGAUUGACACUACGAAAUACCACAUUCAAUAUGGUAGUCCAGUGAUGAACAAGAAGAUACCUCCGAGUCCUCCGAAACGUUUCGACUCAUCGUCAUCAUCCCAGAGUCAGGAGACGACGACGGUCGAAGUCCACCACGUCCAGACGUCAAGUCCCCUGCCCCUCCCGGCGUAUCCCAGUUCCGAUAGUCUUAGUAUUUCUUUGGAUAAUCAAGGAGAGUUGCCGCUCCCUCCUCCUCCUGCACCUGGCACUCCUCCGGGUUCGUCCUGCCAAGGAAAAAUCAAUUCCUCAAGGUCUUGGUGCUCGGAAGAACAAGAACUCAUUACGUCCUUGGCCUUGCAGCACAGGAACGGUUCCGAUGCUAGCUUUAAGUCAAGUUCAAGCACAGAGUCGGAUUCAUUGCCGUUCGCGAAUGAAAAUGCGGGUACAAUAAAGACGAGAGCGGCUGCCAGACCUGCCGAGUGUUCUCCGGCGAAACCGCGCGUCGUGUUGCCACCCCAACAGGGCGUCGGAGUUUCUACCCCUACGAGGCAACAUCACCAACAGCAGCAGCAGCAGCAAAAAGCACCACCACCUCAACGCACAGAACCCGCGGACGUCCUUAACGACAUCGGUAACAUGCUGGCCAAUCUGACCGACGAAUUGGACGCGAUGCUCGAGGAGGAAAAGAGGCUCGAACAGCAGCAACAAUAAAUACCUAUAGACAGAUGAUGAUAAAAAAAGACUGAAGGAAAAGAAGAAAAUCGAAAACUGACGAGACAGAAACAGAAAAGAGUAAAUAGAUAAAGGUAAUUGUAAUAAUACUAAUAGUAAUAAUGAUGAAUGAUAAAAGUAAUGGUAUUGAUAGAUAUCGCAUUUGCUGUGAUUUCGACAGACAGGUUUAUUAUACAUUAAUAUUGUUGGUUUGCAUUCCACACAUACAUACAGAGAACACGUACACUCAAUUAUAUUAUUAAUAGGGUAAUAAGUAAUUAUUAAAAUGAUUGGUUGAUGCGAUAAAGAUGACGACUAGUUAGAAUCAAUCAAUCAAUCAGUCAGUACAUUUUUUUGCAUUUACUCUACAAAAUGAACCAAUAUAACUUAUAAGUAAUAAGUACUAUUUACUGUUACAAAUAAUAAACUUGCUUUUUAUACGACGUAUUCAUCAUUACAUAUGGGAUGUCCCACUCUUCGGUUAAGUCCUAAAUAUUACAUUUACACCAAUUUUAUUAAUUAAUUUUUACUUAUCAUCUUUACUUUUUGAGAUAUUUCGAAUUUAGUGAUAACAGUUAUGGAGUAACCAUGUAUUAUGUUUUGGUUACUGAAGUCUGUUUUUUUUUCCUCAAUAUUUUGGUUCAUUUUGUGGGUCAUAGUAGGACUCCUGUUGAUCUCUCUCUAUUGCUAUCUCUCGAAUAUCAAAAAAGAAAAUGGGGAGUAUAAACAAAUAGGAACAUUUUUUUAUAAAUGUUUUUUUUGUAAAUAAUAAUUAAAAUCGCCCCGCCGAUAAUUAAUUAAUAAUGAUCAUGUAAAAUAUAGUCAGGGUAGUUGUUUAGUUUAAAUAGAUGCAAGAGUUUUAAUGAUGAUACUGACGAUGAUGAGUCUUUUCUACUUAAAAAAAAAAAAAACUAAAA
Agrilus planipennis (emerald ash borer) is the source of this 4282-nucleotide messenger RNA. It is a transcript of the gene ckn, whose product is annotated as caskin-2. The record is from RefSeq and is a predicted model, not a curated record. The transcript has 9 exons. The coding region runs from base 729 to 3365 and encodes 878 amino acids. Gene Ontology annotation, biological process: cell surface receptor protein tyrosine phosphatase signaling pathway; axonogenesis. Gene Ontology annotation, molecular function: protein phosphatase binding; signaling adaptor activity. Gene Ontology annotation, cellular component: focal adhesion; axon. NCBI's taxonomy places the organism in Eukaryota, Metazoa, Arthropoda, Insecta, Coleoptera, Buprestidae.